Molecule: messenger RNA, 894 nt
Organism: Ceratosolen solmsi marchali
Lineage: Eukaryota; Metazoa; Arthropoda; Insecta; Hymenoptera; Agaonidae
Product: trypsin-3-like
Exons: 3
Coding region: 105-785 (226 amino acids)
Biological process (GO): proteolysis
Molecular function (GO): serine-type endopeptidase activity
Source: RefSeq, a predicted model, not a curated record
AACAUAACAAAAUUGAGCAUAUACAUUAUACCAUUGUAAGACGAUCCAUAACUUAUUCUACCUACUUUAAAAUCCUUCCAUCUUACAGUGAGUCAUCAUUCGAGAUGAAAAUAUCAGGUGGUAAUGCAGUGCGAAUCAAAGAUUAUCCAUUCCAAGUUUCUUUACUUCACCGAAAUAACCAAUGGUGCAGCGGCACCAUUGUGUCGAAAAGUCACGUCCUUACUGCCGCUCACUGUAUAGUUUUUGCGUCAUCUUAUCUUUAUAUCCGUGCGGGUAGCUCUUAUUGGAAUAAAGGUGGAAGUAUUCAUAGUAUAGUAUAUAAUGCUACAUAUGGUAAAAAACUAAACGAGGACUUGGCCAUACUAAGAGUAUGGGCUCAUUUUAAUUUUGACGAGACAAGGCAACCAAUAUCUAUAUUUUACCGCGAUGAAGUCAUAUCCCCAGGUACGAUGGGGACGGUCAUCGGUUGGGGUAUGACGUCCGAAACAACUUCAUCAUAUCAACUUCAAGCUGUCGAGCUACCUAGUCUGGAUAGGAAUAAAUGUCAGCUAAUUUUUAAAGAUACCAUUAUCGGAAAAAUUGUGGAUGGUGAAAUCUGUGUUGGAUACAUUAAUAAAAAUAAUAAAAAUAUCUGCCAAGGUGAUUCCGGUGGCCCUUUAGUAAUUGAUCAACGACAAGCUGGUAUAGUGUCUAUGGGUCGUGGUUGCGGGUAUCCAAAUUCCCCAGCAAUUUUCAUCGAUACCGCCUAUUACAAUCAAUGGAUCUUGGAGCAGAUAUCGCUAUAAAAAUGCGUUUAACAUGCGCCCAGUUUGACCGUUGUAUUGUAGCUUUCUUCAUAAUAUAUAGAAAUCUAUUGAUCGUGUAACAAUUUAAUAAGCAAUCAUGUCUAUAAAU